CUUGAUUGAAAAUCAAUUUCCUCCAUUUCCAUUUCCAUUCCCCCUUUCUCUCCAAAUUUCAUUUUCUUAAAUCCAUUCUUUUCACCUCAAAAUAUAUCAAAAAAAAUAUAUAUAUACAUAUAAUUCAUCAAAAUCCCCAAUACAUAUAUAUAUAUAUAUAUAUUCAAAAUUUUGAAGAAGAUGAUGCCCAAUGACCCCGCCGGCGGCGACGGCGGCGAGCCGUCGAAUUCCACAUCAUCAAGACCAGCGCCGUCGGCCGAUCACCCUCAGCCGGCGCCGGCACCGGCGCCGCCGCAGCUGAGCCGGUACGAGUCGCAGAAGCGGCGCGACUGGAACACGUUUGGACAGUACCUCCGGAACCAGCGGCCGGCGGUGGCGCUGUCGCAGUGCAACUACGGUCACGUGCUGGACUUCAUGAGGUACCUGGACCAGUUCGGGAAGACCAAGGUCCAUAUCAAUGGCUGCGUCUUCUUCGGGCAGCCCGAGCCCGCCGGGCCCUGCACCUGCCCGCUCCGCCAGGCCUGGGGCAGCCUCGACGCCCUCAUCGGCCGCCUACGCGCCGCCUACGAGGAGAAUGGCGGCGCGCCGGAGACCAACCCCUUCGCCAAUGGCGCCAUACGCGUCUAUCUCAGGGAGGUCCGGGACCUGCAGGCCAAGGCCAGAGGGAUUCCGUACAAGAAGAAGAAGAAGCGCCGGAAGCCCAACGAUCCCACCGCCGCCGUCGCCGCCCCUAACCCAUCUCCGGCCGCCGCAGCCUCCACCUCCGGCCUCCAGUCCUCCGCCGGAAUGUCAUGAUCGAUCAAAUCGCUGUCUUCCAAUGGUAAUAUAUAUAUAUAUAUAGUUGAUUUUCUCAACUUUUACCUCUCUGCUUUAAUUAAUUCCAUUAAAUUCUUCGAUUUUCCGAAACUCCAUCGACGACGAUCGACCAUCGUAGCUAAAAUCAAGCUCUUAAAUUUAAUUAAUGUUUAUCAAAAUUGUAUGAUUUUUUCUUUCCAAUUGUGCAUUAAUUUCUCAUCCAUCUUCUCAAGCUAAGAACCCUAAUUUUCUGGCCAUGGCAGAAACCCUAAUCUGGAAAACACAUAUACUUAUAUAUAUAUAUAUAUAUAUUUGUUAGACAUGAAAUCUUGAUCUUUGAAUCAAAUCAGAGACUGAAACACUUAGAAAAACACUCACUUUUUCUCCCCAUUAAGAGAAGGAAUAGGAACAAAGCUAAGAAACACAUCAGGGAUUUCAAUUUCUUUUCUUUUCCUUUCUUUUCAUUAAUAAUAUUUAUUUAAUAAAAAUAUAUUAGUAUUUUAAAUCAUCUGUUAUUGUUCACUUUUUUGUCUUUUGGGAUUCUGCACGAUCUUAAUGCUAAUCCAAUUAUAGGCCACAACACACAAAUAUAUAUAUAUUCAUCAUCUACAGGAAAACUAUAAACUACUAUUAUACAUGAAAUUAAAUAAAAUAAUUUAUGUUCAUAUAUAUAUUUCGAUUGAAUUGGAAUCCAUGGAAUGAAAUUUAAUUAAACUAAUAUUUGAAUAUAUAUAUAUAUAUAUAAUUAGGAUCGGACAUUAGCAUAGGAUUGUCUUUUUCUUUCCAGAAUUAACAUGAGUUGUCCUUUUGUCUGUUGUCUAUAAAAAUGAGGAAGAUGGGGUUUGUUGCUAUAUCAUUUCUAUGAAACAGUAUUUAAUUAUGAUAUCAGGUCAGGUGUGUGUGUUGAGUAGCUUCGAUCAAUUCCUCCCUCUUCAUUUUCUCAGACAUGUCUUUUUCCUUUUACCAUUUUUGUUCAAUCAUUUUCAAUUUUUUUUCUUCAACAUACGAUUCCUUUUUCUCACACCCUUUUUUCCCAUUUCUUUUAUUUUUAUUUUUAUUUUCAUAUAUAUAUAUAUAUAUAUAUAUAUUGGUUUGACAGAUUAUUGGGUUCGAUGAAUUAAGUGUAACUUAGUACUUAAAUUAUUGCGUACAACUUAUUUAUGUCGAGGAUCAUUUUAUUUUAUUUUUUUGGCCCGCAACUUGCAUCUAGUUAUUGCUCGUUUAUUUAAUGAUUAUUGUAGUAGGCGAGAAAGAUAAUAGCUGUUAAUAUAUAGUGUGUCGCUUGUUUAAGACUUUUAGUUAGUUAAAGCGAUUGAUCGGGAUUAGUUUUGUUCAAACAUUAGAAACCCUAGCUCAAUACGAUUCGUAGUUGAAAUAGUGCAUUUCCAUUCUUUUGUUAGAUAAUUCGGCUAUGAUGUCCGCAUCAA
This is a messenger RNA of Andrographis paniculata, 2222 nucleotides long. RefSeq names its product protein LIGHT-DEPENDENT SHORT HYPOCOTYLS 10-like. The coding region runs from base 181 to 795 and encodes 204 amino acids. The transcript has a single exon. NCBI's taxonomy places the organism in Eukaryota, Viridiplantae, Streptophyta, Magnoliopsida, Lamiales, Acanthaceae. The record is from RefSeq and is a predicted model, not a curated record. Gene Ontology annotation, cellular component: nucleus. Gene Ontology annotation, biological process: mRNA transcription; response to light stimulus.